Molecule: messenger RNA, 1155 nt
Organism: Arabidopsis lyrata subsp. lyrata
Lineage: Eukaryota; Viridiplantae; Streptophyta; Magnoliopsida; Brassicales; Brassicaceae
Product: MATH domain and coiled-coil domain-containing protein At3g58400
Exons: 6
Coding region: 143-1072 (309 amino acids)
Molecular function (GO): protein binding
Source: RefSeq, a predicted model, not a curated record
GAUCCUUUCAAGCAAAGUAUAAAGGUUUGAUCCUAAACACAUAAGAUGCAAUCUAUUUCUUUCACCUAUAAAUAGAAAGUUUAUAGAAUGAUUCUUAUCUGCAUAUUCACUAGUUUUCUUUCUGGUUUCUGCAUAUCUUCUCAUGGCCAGUUCCGGUGAUCAUGAUGAAAUUAUAAAGUCUAUAUCUGAUGCCCCACCAACACAUUACAUGGUCAAGAUAGAGUCUUUCUCACUCCUUACAAAGCAUGCUAUAGAGAGAUAUGAAACUGAGAGCUUUGAAGCUGGAGGCUACAAAUGGAAACUGGUUCUGUACCCAAAUGGAAACAAGAGCAAGAAUACGAAAGACCAUGUUUCUGUUUACUUAGCUCUUGCGGACUCUAGUUCACUAAGUCCAGGAUGGGAGGUUUAUGCAGUUUUUCGUCUGUACUUACUGGAUCAAAACAAAGAUAAUUAUUUGAUUCUACAAGGAAACGAGAGACGGUUUCAUGCGGUGAAGCGUGAAUGGGGAUUUGAUAAAUUCAUCCCAACCGGUACCUUCUCUGAUGCGUCAAAUGGAUACCUUAUGGAAGACACAUGUAUGUUUGGAGCUGAUGUGUUUGUUUCUAAGGAGAGAAGAAGUGGGAGAGGAGAAUGUUUAUCAAUGAUUAAAGAUGCUACUAGCUCUAAGCACGUCUGGAAAAUUGAGAAUUUCUCCAAGUUAGACAAAGAAAGCUAUGACUCAAAUGCUUUCUUCGCCGGAGAUAGAAAAUGGAAGGUAAGGUUUUAUCCAACGGGAACGAAGCAAGGAACAGGAACCCAUCUUUCUAUCUAUCUAACCCUUGUAGAUCCUGAAACCAUUUCAGAUGGUACAAAGAUAUUUGUAGAGUUUACAAUUCGAAUAUUUGAUCAGUUACAAGGCAGACACAUUGCCGGGAAAGUUACUAAAUGGUUUAGUCGAUCAAGCUCGGAGCAUGGAUGGGUGAAAUAUGUAUCGAUGGUUUAUUUCACACAGCCAAACAGUGGUCUGUUGCUCAAAGAUGUCUGUCUCGUUGAAGCUGAUGUAUGCGUUCAUGGAAUCACCAGUGCAAUCUAAUCUCAUCAUGUUUUAACUCAACACUAAAGUUUUAUUUGCCUCUCUGCUUAAGGACUCAUCAAAUAAACCCAAAAUCUUUGAUA